Entamoeba dispar SAW760 is the source of this 651-nucleotide messenger RNA. Its product is annotated as casein kinase II subunit beta, putative. Gene Ontology annotation, cellular component: protein kinase CK2 complex; cytoplasm. NCBI's taxonomy places the organism in Eukaryota, Evosea, Mastigamoebida, Endamoebidae. The coding region runs from base 1 to 651 and encodes 216 amino acids. The record is from RefSeq and is a predicted model, not a curated record. The transcript has 3 exons. Gene Ontology annotation, molecular function: protein kinase regulator activity.
AUGAAUAUAUUAGAGGAUGAAAAUGGGGAAAUGACUUGGAUUAAAUGGUUUUGUUCAUUGGAAGAAAAUAAAUUUAUGUGUGAAGUAGAUGAGUCAUUUAUCGAUAAUGAUUUUAAUUUAUAUGGAUUAGAAAAUAGUGUUCCACAUUUUCAACUUGCAAUUGAAACAAUUUUACAAUUAGAAUAUUCACAAGAAAUAACACCAGAUAUCCAACAAGAAAUUGAUGAAGAAUCAAAAAAAUUAUAUGGUUUAAUUCAUGCUCGAUAUAUUGUCACUUCAGCUGGACAACAAAAAAUGUUAAAAAAAUAUGAGCAUUCUGUUUUUGGAUGUUGUCCCUGUAUGAAAUGUAAUAGAUAUCCUCUUCUUCCUUUAGGACUAUAUGAUAAUCCAGGCAUGGAACCUGUAAGACUGUAUUGUCCUUGUUGUAAUGAUAUUUAUAUAGUCCCACAACAAUUCGCUUCAAGAAAAUUAGACGGUGCAUUUUUUGGAACAACUUUUGCUCAUCUUUUAUUAUUACAACUUGAUGAACAUCCUAAAAAUGCAUUUCAUUAUAUCCCUCGCGUGUAUGGUUUUAAAUUAGCUUCUAGUGACUAUGAACGACCUACUGAUUACCCACAUUUUACGGGUUUAAGACAAUUUUGUCAUUUGUGA